AUGCAGUUUAUGUUGCUUUUUAGUCGUCAGGGAAAGCUUCGGCUGCAGAAGUGGUAUGUCCCACUCUCAGACAAAGAGAAGAAGAAGAUCACAAGAGAACUUGUUCAAACGGUUUUAGCUCGGAAACCUAAGAUGUGUAGCUUCCUUGAGUGGAGAGAUCUGAAGAUUGUUUAUAAGAGAUAUGCCAGUCUAUAUUUUUGCUGUGCUAUUGAGGAUCAGGACAAUGAACUGAUUACCCUGGAAAUAAUCCAUCGUUAUGUGGAAUUACUUGACAAGUAUUUUGGAAGCGUGUGUGAACUUGAUAUCAUCUUUAAUUUUGAGAAGGCCUAUUUUAUUUUGGAUGAAUUUCUUUUGGGCGGAGAAGUUCAGGAAACGUCCAAGAAAAAUGUCCUUAAAGCAAUUGAACAGGCUGAUCUCCUGCAGGAGGAAGCUGAAACCCCACGUAGUGUUCUUGAAGAAAUUGGACUGACAUAACUGUCCUCCCUUGCUGAUGACUUCUUGUGGCAUUUCACACACUGUAGAUGGUCACUGCCUCUCAUGUCCAUGUUAGCUAAUGGUAUAAGAUGAUGUCUUGUCAGUAUUACUGUCUUGCUAAGCUGCUUCAUUCAGGCCUACCCAAUUUUUUUAAAGGGAACUUUGGUUAGUCAAAUGAUAAAUUAAGGGACAUAAAUAUGAAUUAGAAAGAUGUAGAAAAAGUAACAUACCAUUUCAGGACAUUUUAAUUAUGUGCAUAUAUCAAAAUGAUAGGUCUGUAUUCAUGUAUAUCCAACAAUUUGGCAAAAUACAUUUACUAUUGUACUUGAAAAAGGAAACUUAAAUUAUGUGAAACCUGGUUUGAUGAAACCAAAGACUAGAGUAGUAUUUCAGUAUAUAUAAGAACAAAGGAAAUUGACACAUCACAGAUCAAAUGAAAGAAAGUUUAUUGAAAAUUGAAGCAACCAAAUUGAUACCAAAGACCCUAAUUGGAUUCAACAUACAUUAAAACAAAGGGAAUAGAUGCUUUUAGAGACCAAACUUACAAUGAUGCUACGUUUCACUAAAAUUCAUUAAGUAUUCUGAAUGGGUGGGACAAGGUCAAAGACUUUCCUAAUCUCGAGCACAUAAUUUUUAAGGACAAGGAACAUUUGACUCCUGAGGUGAAGUUUUAGUGGUCAUAAUCAUAUAGUUACCUAAUAGUUUUCAAGGCCCCAAAACAAAAUAGGACCGUUAAUUACCAGUAUGUUGCUCUGUUCACAAAGUGUUACAUAAAGUCAUUAUCUAAAGCAUGAAUGUUCCUUCUGGGGUGCUUGUUAAAGCCAAAUUUAUUUUUGCUUCCCUGUUGCUUCCUUCCAAUUAGAAGUGCUACAAACUUGACAGCAGCUCCCUUUCCUUUCAUGUCACUGCCUAGUCAUCAGAAGUCUUGUGGAAAUUUAAAAGAUACCGUUCAUAUAGCAAAGCGAGAGUUGAGUGAAGUAAAAUGGCAUUAGUUGGCCCUAUAUUUUUUCAAACUAUAUAAAUGCUCCGCACCACUUUUAUACAUACUGACACAUACCUGAACACAUCUCCCUGGUUUCUAUUUUCCCUUGUAUAUGCUAGGCUGGAGUAAGCUUUGCUGUGAUUGUGAACAACUUCCGAGCCACCUGAACACUGUCUUAUCACAUCACCAAUUAAUGGUAAUAAAUGUUCUACAAACA
Messenger RNA from Cricetulus griseus (Chinese hamster), 1673 nucleotides. NCBI's taxonomy places the organism in Eukaryota, Metazoa, Chordata, Mammalia, Rodentia, Cricetidae. The record is from RefSeq and is a predicted model, not a curated record.